AUGCCGACGCUAAACCAAGUCCGGUACUCGGAGGAGGCCACGGUCGCCGCUAUAACCGAUUUCUUCGCCUUCCUAACCAAGAUGCUUCGUAUAAGCACCGAGGGCCCGGCUAUUAUGGAGUACGUCCCUAAUAGCGUCGUCGGGCUGAUAAAUAGCGAGCACGAUAUCUUCCUGCUUGAUACUGAGCUCGGCGUCGUCUACUGGCCUCUCUAUCCCCACCAGCUCCGCGAUAAGCCCCGGUAUAUCCAGGAUAACCCGUACGACUACUACUAUAACCAGGACGAGGCCGAUUAGCGUACCGACGGCGCCGCCUGGUCCGUCGCCGACUUCUUCAAGGUGCUCAAGGCCCAGUACCGCUCGUUACGCUGGGUGCCAUGGAACGAAUACGAGGUCUUGGAGUCGGAGAGUAGGAGGCACAAGGAUCCUGUCCCGGCACUUCAGGAAGUUUACCGGAGCCACGGCUGGCCUGAUUCGCAACACUAUCGCAAGGAGGAGUGUC
This is a messenger RNA of Microdochium trichocladiopsis, 499 nucleotides long. RefSeq lists its product as uncharacterized. Bases 1 to 294 code for a protein of 97 amino acids. The record is from RefSeq and is a predicted model, not a curated record. Lineage: Eukaryota; Fungi; Ascomycota; Sordariomycetes; Xylariales; Microdochiaceae. The transcript is spliced from 2 exons.